Molecule: messenger RNA, 1329 nt
Organism: Dissoconium aciculare CBS 342.82
Lineage: Eukaryota; Fungi; Ascomycota; Dothideomycetes; Mycosphaerellales; Dissoconiaceae
Exons: 4
Coding region: 1-1329 (442 amino acids)
Biological process (GO): regulation of DNA-templated transcription
Molecular function (GO): zinc ion binding; DNA-binding transcription factor activity, RNA polymerase II-specific
Source: RefSeq, a predicted model, not a curated record
AUGCUAGACGGACCGCCCGUGCUUAACAAUCGUCCCCGACGGCAUACCGUCCGGGUAGCCUGCAAUGCCUGUCGAUCGCAAAAGCUCCGGUUCCGCUCCGACCUAGCGUUGCUACUACGCGGCACGGGGCGGCACGGGACAGAUGCUAAUGAUCCUUUGCCUAGAUGCGAUGCCGCCCGGCCUACCUGUUCGAGAUGCGCUAGCCUCUCACGCCUAUGCCUAUACGACACGAACUCCGAGAGCGAGAGUCGUACUACCGCGCUCCAACGAGAAAACGAGAGCCUCCGUCACCAGCUUCAAGAAUAUAUUGGCGAAGGAUUAGGACGCAUGCCGGCUUCGUGGGGCUCCUGUACGGCCCAAUGCUGUACCGCAACUCGACUGCUCUCUGCUAUUAUAUCGAGCGCUCCCGACGAAGCUGUAGCUAUUGUUAGGAGACUCCGUAACGGAAUAGACCAGGAUGGAAUCGGCUACGGAUAUGAUACAGUUAGAGCAAGCGCCUUCCAUUUCACCUGUCACAUGCUCACAAACCUCUGCAGCCGUCACAAACCUCUUCAUCCGUUACAAACCUCUGCAGCCGUCACAAACCUCUGCGGCCGUCACAAACCUCUGCAGCAGUCAAGUACCGGUAUGGCGACUCUUCCCAAUCACGUUGCUACCGCCUUCGCGCAGGCCCGUCUGGCCGCCCAGGUGCUUACACAACAGUCGACUUCGGCGGAAGCGGUGCAAGUGAUUACCGACCUGCUCGCUCGCUGCGCAGGUGAGCCCUGGCACCAGCAUAUCCACUUCGCCGAUCGGGUAGCCUGCUUCAUCAACCCGGCCGCCGCCGCUCGCUACGCUGCAGCUACCGGAGCCGCCAACGCUCCGGCCCAGGCUACCAUCGCCUCCGUCUUGUCGACCUUCCGCGCGCCGAAGCUCUCCCUCUGUCUAAGCUCAAGCGAGAUUGGCCCGGUUGUCGCUGCACCAGCUCGGAACGAAUGGCAUUGCGUCGGAUUUGCCAAACUUGGCCCAGAAGCCCUCAUCUACUCGAGCAGCGCUCCCUCUGGCGGCGUCGAUCCCGUCCGCCUCCAAAACCUUACCGGCCAAGCCGUUCUCAACAAGGGAAUCCGCGAUCGCAUGUCGGCUGGCGUUCGAGACGGCCGGGUAAAGCUGCUUGAGCCAACCGCGGCCCACCCUGAACAGACCUGCGUCCGGGAUGCCGUCUUGUUCCUCAUCUACCAGAUCGAACAGGUUGCGCUUCAGGGAGGCCCUGCUCUAGUGACUGCACCACGCGCGGGCGAGCGGCGGCAAAGCGGUACUAUAACUUUACCAAAAGCAUUUUCUCAGACCUAA